Molecule: messenger RNA, 22241 nt
Organism: Podarcis lilfordi (Lilford's wall lizard)
Lineage: Eukaryota; Metazoa; Chordata; Lepidosauria; Squamata; Lacertidae
Source: the annotation of a GenBank genome assembly
AUGCAUGACCCGAAGAUUGUCUUUGAUAUUCAAGUCUUUGAUAUCAGAAAGUCCAUUCUGUCUGAUACAGGAAUCAGGUCUGUAGUGAUGUGACAGCUAUCCUUUAGAGCCAGCGUGGUGUAGUGGUUAAGAGCGGUAGACUCAUAAUCUGGUGAACCGGGUUCGCGCCUCCGCUCCUCCACAUGCAGCUGCUGGGUGACCUUGGGCUAGUCACACUUCUUUGAAGUCUCUCAGCCCCACUCACCUCACAGAGUGUUUGUUGUGGGGGAGGAAGGGAAAGGAGAAUGUGAGCCGCUUUGAGACUCCUUAGGGUAGUGAUAAAGCGGGAUAUCAAAUCCAAACAACAACAACUCUUCUUCUUCUUCUUCUUCUUCUUCUUCUUCUUCUUCUUCCUUUAGCAUUUCUUCCCAUUUCUUAUUCACCUAUUUUGGCACCUAUUGAAUGAAGACCUCCCUCUUCCAACACGUGUUCUAAGUGGGGGUUCAUUAUCCCAACCUGCAUCUGCAUUGAAGCUAUUUUAAACUGUUUUUAUACAUGGAAUUGUUUUUAAAUGAUUGUUUUUUUAUAGAUGAAAUUGAUUUAAUUGCUUUAUAUAUUAAACUGUUAAUAAUUGUUUUUAGACUUUUCUUGGGUGUGACUGUAAUGUAUCAGUUUUAUUAUUUGACAUCAGAGUGUCCUCCUGCAAUCCAGGGAGAUGAUUUUCGCUUCAGCCAAGUCAAAGUGCCUCAUGUCGACUCGGGGAUUCAUUAUUUUUGUCUACAUUCUGUACUUUUGCUUGAGAUAACUUGUUCCAGUAUACCUGAAAAAACAAUAAAAACAAUAUAAAAAGAACUUUCACUGGCACAUCUGCGUUCGACAGGGACACAGUUUAUCCCCCAGGCCAGAAAGUGUGCAGCUGCAGCAAAGCCAACUCCAGAUGAAUUGAAUUAUGUCUUCUUCGUAGGCAGAACAGUGGCCCAGGCUAACUUUACUUUCAGUUCUCUGAUCAUUUGUGCCUCUGAGGCUGCUUUCCCCACGUUUUACAGUGCAUAGCGCUCAACCGUGACACAGAAGAAAACAGACUGAAAUCCUCACGCUGGCAUUUCAUUUUCCAUGUUUAGCUUCUGGGCUCAAAUGAGUGCUGAAACUCUGGGAUUGACUGAAUACAGUGGUACCUCAGGUUAAGUACUUAAUUCGUUCCGGAGGUCCGUUCUUAACCUGAAACUGUUCUUUACCUGAAGCACCACUUUAGCUAAUGGGACCUCCUGCUGCUGCUGUGCCGCCGGAGCACGAUUUCUGUUCUCAUCCUGAAGCAAAGUUCUUAACCCGAGGUACUAUUUCUGGGUUAGCGGAGUCUGUAACCUGAAGCGUCUGUAACCUGAAGCGUAUGUAACCUGAAGCGUAUGUAACCAAAGGUACCACUGUAUGUGAAUGAUAGACCCUCCUUGGCUCUGAUACACUUCACUGAUGAACUUGUUAUAAUAAUAGUAUGGCCUCAAAAGAGCAACAAGUAAAUUGUAAACUGCUUUGGGCAUCUCCUUGUGCAACUUGUUUCUUUUAGCCCAAUUAUAUAGAUAGUCUGACGCAGAGUAGACCCAUUGAAAUUAUUAUAAUAUAUAUAUAUACAUAUAUGAAAAUGAUAUAUAUAUAUAUGAAUGAAUGAUAUUAUAUAUAUAUAUAUAUGAAUGAUUAUAUAUAUAUAUAUAUAUAUAUAUAUGUGAUUAUAUAUCUAUAUAUAUGAGAUUAACUUGUGCUCUUAAUUUCAACCAGUCUACUAUGGGUAGGACUAGCAUUGGCUACAAUCUAAUUUGUUUAAAUAAAAUGUGGGAAACUUCAUCCAUGAAUAAGCUGCCUCUUUUGUAACGUGUUCAAGCAGAGAAAGGAUGGUUUUAUGCUUCUUUUUUCUCUUGAAAAACAAGCUAGGAACAAUUUCUCCACUUGUGGAAUCACACCACUAAAGAUAUGUUGCUUUAAAACAUGUGUUGAUGUUUGUUUUAAUUGCUAUGUCAGGGUAAUUUUCAACUAACGUUUCAUUACAAGUUCAUUACAAAUUCAAGCCACGAGAGUCUGAUGUAAGAAAAAAAACCCCUCUCAAUAGACUUUCAUAGAGUUCUUUGGUUCCUUUAGGAAUAAGGAAUGCAUCUCCCUCUUUGCUUUCCAGGUCCAAAAACCACAUCACCACCCGACAUUUAAACAUUAUAUUUGUUAGUCUCCUUUAAGGUGCCACUGAACUUUUCUUUGUUUUAUUAGAGAAAUCCUUUAAAAAAAUGUUUAUGAGCACAUUUUAAAAACUGAAUUAUUUGCACAACAGACCAGAAUAUGUUGUGGAUGUUUUAAUUUAUUGGAUAAAUAUUCAUUUGAUCCAAACUUUUGCGCACAAGAGAAUACCUAGGAAAGAGCUCAGCUGUGAUUCCUAGGAAUCCACCUAUUGAACAAAAACUCCCCUCAAAUGGUCCUUUUCGAGGAUUCAUUCUGCUAAGUACAUCAGAUGAGAUCUAACUGACAAGCUUUGAAUGAUACUUAGCUGCAGUAGCCAUGAGCCAUAGGAGGAACUGAAUGCACACCUGAUCUUUGCGACCCACAGUAAACUAUUUAUUGCUUCAAUCCAUACACUGACCAUCCCUCCCACCUAUGAGCAGAGCCUUAUUAGGAUCAAAACAUAUGAGAUGGCAGGGGAUCUGUGAUGAGAUUCUCCAUGGGGCAUUUUUAGCAGCUGCAGAAGACUAAGGUUCUAUGGGAGAGCGGGGUCUUCCUGCUUUAACACUUCCCCCUGAAAAAGGUGUGGAAUAGGUACCUGUGUAUUUCUGCCAUAGGCAGAUUCUGCAAUCAGAAAGGAUUGAAAUCAGUGAAAUGAUGUAGGGAUGGAGCUAAAUCCCCCUCCUUUGUUACCACAGCUGCAACCUGAUUCAAUCCCCAAUCCCUCAGCUACUUUUAAAGGUAAAGGACCCCUGACAGUUAAGUCCAGUUGCGAACAACUCUGGGGUUGCGGCGCUCAUCUCACUUUACUGGCCGAGGGAGGCAGCGUUCGUCCACAGACAGUUUUUCCAGGUCAUGUGGCCAGCAUGACUAAGCUGCAGCGCACGGAAACGCCGUUUACCUUCCCGCCGGAGUGGUACCUUUUUAUCUACUUGCACUUGAUGUGUUUUCGAACUGCUAGGUUGGCAGGAGCUGGGACAGAGCAAUGGGAGCUCACCCCGUCGCAGGGAUUUGAACCACUGACCUUCCGAUCGGCAAGCCCAAGGCUCAGUGGUUUACACCACAGCGCCAUCCGCAUCCCUCAGCUACUUUUAACUUCAAAUAAACACGGGAUAUCUGAUCCCAGAUCUCGUCCUGUCUGCUUGCACCCCUAGCUUCUGCAAUAAACAUGAAAGCAUCGCAGAUCUCAGUAAACCUGUUAGAAAAUUUGGAAUAACAUUCGGGUGGUGACCUAAAUUUGGCUAUUGUAUAAGCUGCAUUUGUCUCCAGCCUUUUCCCCAAGGUGCUCCAGGCAGCAAACAUGCUAAACCACGUAUUAGGUUCACAACUUCCCUGUGAGGUAGUUUAGGCUGAGAGAGAUCAACUGACUUAAGGUUGCCUAGUGAGCUUCAAGGCUGAGUGAAGAUUUGAACAUGCCCCCCUCCCUUGACCAAAACCAGACAGAAAACCCAUCAUUGUGGUUAUUCCAUUUGCACCUCUGUUCAGCUUCUAAGUUACUUUUAGGGUUGCCAUAUUUUGAAGAGCAAAAAAGAGGACACAUUUGCCGACUUCUGCUUUUAACUAUGGAUCACUAUGACGAUUCUCAUUUUACAUACCCACAAAAAAGAAGACGUAUCCUGGAAAUAGAGGACAUAUUGCAACCCUACAUACUGCAACAAAAGGAGCCUUAAGACCUGCAGAUUUUAAGAUAUGGAAGGCUGGACUAGCACUUGGGUGUGCAGUUUAUGUAUUCUUAGCAAACAGCCUGAAUGGGGCACAGUAUAAUUUCCAAUAUAAUGUUCCAACACAGGCUAUUGCAGGAUUUUGAUGCUGUUGAAUACAGCAAACUGGACAAAGUAAAUACAGGUCAUCCGUCAAACUUGUAUGUAACAUUUUCUCGGCUAAAUUUGAUGACGACCACUUACAUUGUCUGAAAAUGACAGGUUUGGGAGGGCAAAAUGUGACUUCAGAUUACAUCAGACUACAUUUCCGAAACUGGGCUAAGAAUCUGACUAGUCAUGCUCUUCUUAACUUGGAAGCAAUGAAAAGACUGCCAUCUAGUGACAAAAGGGUAUUGAAAUGUUAAAAAUGCAUGCUGCUGUAUUCUUUAAUUGUUGUGGUGUUGUGUUUACUUUAUUGUAUUUACUACGUUUAUUAUAACUCUGGAGGCCCAGUUUUGGGAGGAAAAGCAAGAUAAAAUAAACUCUCAAGGCCACUGUUGCCCUGCAGCCAGGUGAGGGCAGUCUGUUUCAGGAGGCAGCUUUGAGGUGAAAACAGAACAGGUGUUUCAGAGGUGCAGCUGAAUUUAGCUUCUUCAGUAAUGAAGAACUGUCAGGUCUCUGGCCUUCUAAACGCUGACACUUAUAGGUGUCAUGGUAUGCGAUUGGACUGCCAAAUCCACAAAUGAACAGAACUGCUGUUCCCAGGUGAAAAGAGAAAAGGUUUCUUACAAGAUUUCCCCAUUCUCGUGUAUGAAACCUUUCAUCACACAACGCAUCACAAAUCUGUGGCCUUCUAUCCCUAAGGCUCUAUCAACCCUCCAUUGCCACUAUUGUUCUGAAAGGUUUUCCGUCCCUUUAAGAAUUGCACAACAGACAGAAAUUCGAAGGGUGGAAAUUCAACAGAAACUCUUCCAGCAUUUCGCCAGGAAUUCUAGGAUCUGUUCAUGCUCAAGCUAAGUUCCGGAGAAAAUAGCAGCUAGACUUCAGAUCUUGAGAAGAUUGUUGUGGCUUUAAGAGUCUCGUGACAGGAUAAAUGGUGCUGAAAUGGUUCCUAUAGCCCCUCUCGAGAGUUGCCCAUCUUUUGAACCUGGCUCCCUACUACAGCUGUGCAGAGGGGUAGCGUGGGGGUACAGGGGGGACAUGGCCCCAGGUGCACAUUUUUUAGGGGGCAUAAUCAGGUGCCCCCAUGAAGACACAGAGCCCUGGCAGCUGAGGUGUGGUGGCAGGCAGGUUGGUUUAGUGGGCAGGUGGAUGGAAGCAGCGGGCAAGGAGCCUGUUAGAGGAGGGCUCCGUUCACCCUCUGCACUGGCUAAAGGCCACAACACUUGCUCCGCUCCAGGCACCAGCAACCCACACUAUGCCACUGCAGCUGGGAAGAGAAGGCUUAGCUCCAUGCCAUGCUGAUUACUUAGCAGAGAAAACCUUUGUUAAAGCAACAGGAGCAAGCCAGGCUGGCUCCUUUCCUUCCCACCAUCAGAUGCUAUCCCUUGCUUGCAAACUACAUUUGUGUGAGGGUUUUAAUCCACCACUUCCCCCAAAACUACAAUUCCUAGAGUUCUGGGGUGUAGCGGCAGCCUUUAUCCAAUUGCAGAUGGAGUGAGUUGAUUUUUGUUUUGCGGCAUGGAUUUUGUUGCUGCGGUUAUUAUUACUGAUCUUCUCAAGCUCCCAUCAGGGUCAGUGUUUCCCAAAGUGAGUGAUAUUUCCCCCUGGGGGUGGCGCUGGAACAAUCCAGGGGCCUGUAGCAGCCUUGGGUGCAAUUGGGGGCCACUGAAUAAAAAUAAGAGGGCAGUGGAAGCGUAAAGAAGAGAAGAAAAUGUUGAAAAACUGUUCAUACAUGUUUCAUCUGUUGUGUAAUGACGUUUACUGCCAAGUCGGGUGCCAUUGCGGGACGGUGACAAUGCCCUCCCUUCAAUGUGUCCUAUUCAGGGCUGGAUUUAGGUUUGAUGAGGCCCUAAGCUACUGAAGCUAAUGGGGCCCUUUAUAUGUCCGGCUGUCCUUUGUCAACAACAAAUUGUCCCUGUUUUUUGUGUCCUUUGUCAACAACCAAUUGUCACUGUUUUAUGCUAUAUAGUAAUUUAUGGACCUAAUAGGUAUCUAAAGCCGUUUGCACAUGCAGAAUACACCCUAUAUAUAGAAAUGACCAAACCAGUGGUAUUUUAGGGAGCAGGCUAGCAGGCGGGGCCCAUUACUUACAUACACAACACAAAACACUGUUGCUGUAUGUUUUAUUUGUUUUUUAUCUUAUAUUUUGGAAAUGUACAUUUUCCCCUUUAAUUUUUUCCCCUUUAAAUUUUUUGGGGGGUCCCAAGAAAGUGGGGCCCUAAGCUGUAGCUUCUUCAGCUUAAACGUACCGGUAAAUCAGGCACUGGACAUCUUUCUUUACUAUGUGGUAGGCCUUAGGUAGAAAUAUAGAUACAUAAAGAACGCAAAUUUGUCACUGCAUCUUUGUUUGUUCGCUUAAAGAAGGUAGAAUUCUAGCGGGGCGCUGAGUAAUCCCCCCCCCGAAAAGUGGGCGGUAGUAAGCCAAAUAAGUUUGGGAACCUCUGAUCAGGGUGAUGGGAAUUAGUAUUUGCAUCGCUUUUUUCCCAACCACAAUCAUUGGGCUCAAAGCGGCUCACAAUGAUCUAUAAUUGCGUAAAAAACGAAACAAAACAAAAAACAGGCGUCGCUAUCGCUUUUACAUCAAACACAAUUGCAUAUACAGUACUGUAAAGCGAACAGCGAACUCAGCAGAACUUUUUGUGUGCGAGCGCGCGCACCGCAGAGCGCCCCCUCCCGGCCGAAGCGUCUGCAACGGAGCCCAGAAGCUUCUUAGUGGGCGGGCAGGCGGCAAAGGACAACAAGCCACUGACGGCAGCGGAUCACGUGACGCUGCGUGGGCCGAAGUUGCAACAGCUGGAGCGGAGCGGAUAUAGGCAGGAGGAGUCGUUUGCGGCGCGUGGCCGGGUGGGCGUCUCGCUGGAGCCUGGGAGGUCGCUGCUGCUCGCUUCCCGUGAGUGAAAGGGAAAGCCAGAAGGAGGAAGGGCGGGGGAAAGUUCCUUGUAAUUAGGGCGAUCAAUUCCUUAACAGAUAGCAUUCCCUUGCCUCCUGUUUCCAAGCGCCUUCCGUCUCCCCCUCCUUGAUUACCUGCGCGCGUGGAGCAGAUCAUUGCCGCUCUGCUGCUGUAAAUGCACUCUGCGUAUGCUCAGAGGCCUUGCUUUUUUGUGGGGGCGGGGAAGGAGCUGGGCCCUGAGCGCUGGUAAAACUAGGCAGUCGGUCCGUCUAGGUCAGUUUUGCUUACACUGACUGGCAACGGCUGUCCAGGAUUUGGGGCAGGAGGAGGCUCUCCCCAUCGCACUUGGAGGGAUGGAACCGGGGACCUUCCGCUUGCAAAGUAGAGGCUCCGCCACUCCUGUCUCAGGAGGUUGUUGCCAGGUGUGUGUGUGUGUGUGUGUGUGUGUGUGUGUGUAAGAGAGAGGAGAGAUCUUUGGAAGUAGCAGCCGGUUCCUUGGCUGGUAGUAACUUCCUAGUGUACUUUCUUCCUAUCAGUCAUACCGUCUUGACUCUGGGAGGAGGUUGCUGCUGGCUUCAUUGGUGCCUGUAUUCGCGUUGCAGCCUGGUGCUGCGGCUGUUUCACCAGAAUUAAGGCCACUGGAUUCAAUGAGGUUUAAUUCCCAGUUAAGUCUGUCGGGCUGUAAGGAGGGCUGCCCGUGUUCUGCUUGUUUACUCUGAAGCAAGUUCAGCAGGACUUUCUUCCCCCACAGAAAUGCACACAGGGCUUCAGACACAUUUAUUUGGAGUUUGUGUGUAUGUUUGCUUUAGAAGAAGCUUCCUUGCACUUGUCUUCUAAAUAGUGUGAUACUUGGCUACCUUUGUCACUGCUCAUUUCAUCUAUAAAUAGUCUAUUUUGAAGGGGGCAUUCUUUAUUUAGCACAUUAUCAUUAUUAUCAAACCGUCUUGCCCCCCAGCUGAAAUUUCCAAACCACCUUCAUAGGCAGCCCCAUGUAUAGCUCAUUGCAGUAAUAUAACCUAGAUGCUAACAGAAUGUAGACAACAGAAGUUAGUGUAUCCUGGUCCAAAUAGGGGUGCAGCUGAGUCACCAGCCAAAGCCGAUGGAAGGCACUCUGCACCACCAAUGCCACCUAAGCCUUAAGCAACAGCAAUGGAUCCAGAAGUUCCCACAAGCUGUGUACUUAUUCCUUCCACAUGUACAUCCCAUGAAACUUGAGGUGUACAGUACAUGGGAUUCUAGAUUAAAGGUAAAGGUACCCUGCCCGUACGGGCCAGUCCUGCCAGACUCUAGGGUUGUGCGCUCAUCUCACUCUAUAGGCCGCAGACACUUCCGGGUCACGUGGCCAGUGUGACAAGCUGCAUCUGGCGAGCCAGCGCAGCACACGGAACGCCGUUUACCUUCCCGCUGGUAAGCGAUCCCUAUUUAUCUACUUGCACCUGGAGGUGCUUUCGAACUGCUAGGUUGGCAGGCGCUGGGACCGAACAACGGGAGCGCACCCCGCCGCGGGGAUUCGAACCGCCGACCAUGCGAUCGGCAAGUCCUAGGCGCUGAGGUUUUACCCACAACGCCACCCGCGUCUAGAUUAGUGGUUCCCAAAGAGGGCAGUACUGCCCCCUAAGGUCGUUGGCGCUGGAUCAAGUUAAUCAAUUUUAUGGAAUUAGACCAAAUAAUUUUAAUUAGAUUUUGAAUAAAUGUGCACUUAAUUGUUACUGUUUUGAAUUUUAUUGUGUUACCAACUUCCUUAGUGGUUUAUGUAAACAGCUAUUAUGAAUAUUGUUUUUUAUGGGGUAGGGGGCACUGGGUAUGAAUUCACAGAACCACAGACACAUACUGACCAGAUCCAGACCACUUAGUAUUAGCAAGCUAACUGUAUCAUGCUCUCUCAGACUAUGCAAUUUGAUCAGUUUAUGGGGCAGCUUAUUAACUGCCUGUGUCUAGUCAAGUGAAGUUGAGGCCAAACUUUGAAGCUCAGAAGGCUAAAGCUGGCCACAAUCCACCAUAAGCCUCUGACCAUGUUCCUUCCUCUUUCAUGUGCUUUGCUGAUGGUUGCUGUUUAGCAGCUAGCUCUGUUGCAUGCUUAUUGCUAAUUGGAGCAAAUCAAAAGAGCACUGUUCCCGAAACAUCACGAGUUCACAAUUGUAUUUGUGGUGGAUGUUUCAUACUUCCAAACCAUCCUACCCCUGAACAAUUCUGAAUGACAAUUUUUUAAAAAAGUUUGUCGCUUCCCAUGUUUUUAGUGAAACAGUUUUUUAAUAACCAGCAGAGCAGUCCCAAAGGAGUAACAGGAGGGGGGGUGUAUGGGGGGCAGAGGGAGAGAGACUGGAAAUGCUUUUUCUAACUUACACCACCCUGGAGCUGUUACAGCUCAGGAUCUGAUGUAUCUCAGGCUGGCUCAGCCCCUCCAUCUCCCCAUCACCCCAUUUCUUAAACUUACUGUGGGCAGAAUGAUGGUGGCAUCAGCACUCUGUGGGUGGGGGCUAACAUAGACGUGGAGAUGUUAGCUGUACAGUAGUACCUCUGGUUACAAACACUUCAGGUUACAGACUCCACAAACCCGGAAAUAGUACCUCGGGUUAAGAACUUUACUUCAGGAUGAGAACAGAAAUCGUGGUGCGGCUGCGGGAGGCCCCAUUAGCUAAAGUGGUACUUCAGGUUAAGAAUGGACCUCCAGAACGAAUUAAGUUAGAGGUACCACUGUAUUCAGCUUUUAUCCCUUGAUGUCACUGGUUAUAUAAACUUGUCGUAAGUUUGCAGAUGGUGGGAAACUUGAGCUUUACAGCAGCAUAUCAGCCUGUCAAAACAAAUGCUGAAAUACCAUGCAAUAUAAAUAGCUUUCAAGAGCUUUUCAGUCAUUGAAAGGCUACUCUUAACACUAGUGUGCUAAGUGACUUGAGGGGGGGGGAUUGUUAGAACCCCAUAUAAAAUGACCAGGACUCUGUGAUCGUAACCAGAGGCCCUUCAUUGUGUGCUUCCUCCACGAGAUUUGCAGAGGGUGGCAGCAUGAGAACCGGCCUUUUCUGCAGUGGCUCCCUGUUUGUGGAAUGCUCUCCCCAGGGGGGGUACAGCUUGUGCCUUCAUUAUACUCCUUUAGGCGACAGGCAAAAAUGUUCCUCUUCAACCAGGCCUUUGGCUGAUUAAUAUUCUAUGGCCUUUUAAGUGUGUGUGUGGGGGGGGUGUUUUUAAUUAUUUAUUUUGUGCUUUUAUCCUGUAUCUUGUGAACCGCCCUGAGAUCUUUGGAAGAAGGGAGCUGUAUAAAGUUAAUAAAUAAUACUACUAAUUAUAAUAAUUCAAUUGUUUGUGUAAAUUAAAGGUUAACUAUAGAAGCACAGCAGCUAUAUAAUGCUGUAAAAGUGCUUUACAGAUCAAGAUUAUGUAUCCAUAGUCUUGUUCAAAGUAGACCUGCUGAAAUUAAUGAUCGUGGCUAAGUUAGGUAAAACUUAGUUGAAUACCACCCUAACCCUUUUUUAAGGCAAAGCAGCCUGUUUUAUGGGAAGUUAGGAUCACUAUAUAUAUCCCUUAAUUCAAGCUGUUACUGGUUUUCUUUAAUGGAAGUGUUCUCUUCCGCUUUGUCUCCAGUUACUCCUGCUGGGAUCCAGUUUUCCGUAAUGUAUCAAGAACGGGAUUCAGCUGCGCAAGAGGGUGCAAAUUUGAAGACGAUUGAAGAAGAGUACAAGGAAGCAUUUGUGUUUGUUAAUAAAGCCCUGAAUGCAGAUGAGCUUGGACAGAAGGAAGAAGCAAGGAAUUAUUACAGGCAGGGUAUUGACCACUUGCUCAGGGGAACUAGCGUCCCGUCCCAAGGUCAUGAAUGCACUGGAGACCGAUGGGAGUCUGCUAGGCAAAUGCAGCAAAAAAUGAGAGAGACGCUACAAAACGUUACUGCACGCCUAAGCAUUCUAGAUGAAAAUGCACAGCCUAAACCCAUUGCCAUGUGUCCUCCUUUGGAAGCGCCCAGGAUAUACCCAACAAUUCCAGCCAAAGAAAAGCCAGAGAGGCCUCCUGUACCGAAUUCACUGAUGACUCCAUCACACCUGGCUGCAGCAGGUGGAAAUGCUGGAUGUACAAGCCAAGGGCAAGCUGCUGUGAUGAGUCCUUCGUCUGCAAUGCCCAGUGAGGAACCCCCAGCUUAUACACCUGAGGCUACAGGUGGGCACUACACUGUGUCGUACGGAACAGACUCUGGGGAGUUCUCCUCGGUCGGAGAUGAUUUCUACACGAAAUGCACACAGCCUCCUCCUGUUCAGACAUUAGGGGUAGAUGCUGAUGAACUGAUCCUCAUUCCCCACGGGGUGCAGAUAUUCUUUGUGAGUCCUGAUGGACAAGUGAGUGCUCCCUCGUAUCCCGGAUACCUUCGCAUUGUGAAGUUCUUGGACACUGAUGCUGCAGCGGCCCAGAAUCGCCCCCCUGCUUUCCUUCAGGUAACUUUCACAUUUUGUUUGUGUUGCUGGCCACAGCUGUUCACAAGCUGUGAAAUGAGUGCUAACGGUUCUAUGACAUGAGUGCUAAUGUAUCAUUCAUUUGAAUCCACGGUGUUCUGUGCAAAAUGUUAUUUUGGUCUUCUCUUUUCCAGGUUUGUGACUGGCUGUAUCCUCUUAUGUGCAACCAGUCUCCUGUCCUCUCCUGUAGCACAGGAGUCUACAUGUUCCCUGACUUGAUGUCACAGGUGCCAGGGUCCUAUGUGGGAGUAGUGUUAUCUUCAGAACUUCCAGCUGCUGACAGAGAACUGUUUGAAGAUCUGCUAAAACAGAUGUCUGACCUCAGAGUGCAGGUAAACAGUGUUAUGCCACCAUCCAGAAUAAUUUCAAUGCACAAGUAUCACCGGGUGACACUGAUGAGCUGUUAAACUGUCCGCUUCAUAGAGCACUAUAAAUGAAUUUCAGCAUAGCCUCUGCAAGGAUUUACCUUUGGCAAUAUAGAGCAUGUUUUAUGGUGAGGCUGGGCAAUGUCUGAAAAUAAAUUUACCGUGUGGUGCUGUGAAGGGCAGGGCAAGUAGGCUGAUAAUGAUUUUCCUGCAGGAUCAAUUGAGCAGACGUAGAGAGGCAUUACUGCAGCUUGCAGUGUGUCAGAAGUAUCACAUCCAGUUCACUUGCUCAGAGUGCAACAAUGACUAAGCAAAAUCUUAAAAUGCUACAUAUAUAGGAAGUCUCUCUAAGAUAAUUAAGAAUCUGGUAGAUCACAGUUCAUUUGUGAAGUGCAGGGAAAGGUUAUCCAAGAGAUUAUCACUCUAGUAAACAAGGUCAGUAUUAAGAGCCAGUGUGGUGUAGUGGUUAAGAGCGGUAGUCUCAUAAUCUGGGGAACCGGGUGGUGGCAGUAGUUAAAUCCAAUUGGGACGGCAAAGCUGUUCCACUUGUGUCAUUUUAUUAUUAAAGGGCUCCUGCUGGUUGAAAGAAGGUGAUUUUGAUCUAUUCCACCUCCCUCUGCAGUCCCCAGAGCUACCUCAACGCUCCUCCUACCCCCAGGCCAGUGUGGUGUCGUGGUUAAGAGCGGUAGACUCAUAAUCUGGAGAACCGGGUUUGCAUCUCCGCUCCUCCACAUGCAGCUGCUGGGUGACCUUGGGCCAGUCACACUUCUCUGAAGUCUCUCAGCCCCACUCACCUCACAGAGUGUUUGUUGUGGGGGAGGAAGGGAAAGGAGAAUGUUAGCCGCUUUGAGACUCCUGAAGGAGAGUGAAAGGCGGGAUAUCAAAUCCAAACUCUUUUUUAAGAAGGUGGGAAAUCUAAACGGCAGGUGUUAGAGGGAGGCAUACCUGUAAUUAUAACAGCACAUUUUUAGCAAUAAUAAUAAUAAUAAUAAUAAUUUAUUAUUUAUACCCCACCCAUCUGGCUGGACUUUCCCAUCCACUCUGGGCGGCUUCCAAAAAAAUAUUAAAACACAGUAACCCAUCAAACAUUAAAAGCUUCCCUAAACAGGGCUGCCUUCAGAUGUUUUCUAAAAGUCUGGUAGUUGUUGUUCUCUUUGACAUCUGGUGGGAGGGCGUUCCACAGGGCAGGUGCCACUACCGAGAAGGCCCUCUGCCUGGUUCCCUGGAACUUGGCUUCUUGCAGUGAGGGAACCGCCAGAAGGCCCUCGGUGCUGGACCUCAGUGUCUGGGUAGAAUGAUGGGGGUUAAAACUAAUUACCAGAAGAAGUGAGAACAUUUGCCACUUGACAUGUUAAAAUACUUUCUAAUCUGUUGGAGAACUGGCCAUAUGGUGACGAACAACCUGAUCUUGCAAUUACUUAUUCACCUGUGGGGACGUUUACUAAUGCAUGAAUUCACCUGCAUGUGGUUCAUGAGAAGGAUAAUUCUUUCCACUGUGUGAUAUUAUUGUCUGAUGGUGUACAACAGUACCUAACAGAUUCCUUGUUGAGCCUUUGAACUUGUGAAUCUAUUAAUGUCCUUGAUAUGGUAUCACAGGUUCCAGGAUCCCAUGAGGGACUAGGGUUACCGUCCCAACGCUCAAGAUCUUACAAAGAGCUUUUUGAGGAUCUGUUUAAACAAAGAUCUGAUCUCAGAGCCAAGGUAAACUUCAGAGGUGGUGGCAAACUUUUUACUAAGCCAACACAUUUUAAACUUUAAGAAAUGGAAAUUACUUUGUUUUGUGGUAUUUAUUGAAAAAUGUAUCUGCCGCCAACAGUGGCUCUUGGAGAGAGAACAAAUAAUGAAAACGUUGAAGAUAUUAAUCAUGUAUACUAGAAGCAAUCUUGGUUCUUCAAGUGCCAGUCCUUAUGCAGCCGGAACAAGGCCCACCCACACAUGAGAGUAUCUGCAGGGUGGAGGGUCCCUGAGGUUUACAGAAGCACAAAAUUCUUUAGUGGACAACCUCUCCCCCCGCAAGGCCCAAUGGCUACUGUUGUAGUUCUCAAGUAAUAGAAUACGGUUGAGGUAUCAGAAGUUACCAGGGAUGAACCAAAAUAGAUGAAGGACACAGGCUAUGAGAAAUGGACCCAAGGCUGGAGAAAACUUCCAUUAUUUCAGGGAGAGCAGGUGUGAACUGAAGGCUAAUUAAUUCUGUUUCCGAUUUCUGGAAUAAGUGUGUGACAGAAGUUGGGCUUAACUGGCUCUGGCCUUUGUGCUGUGGUGGGACACAACCUCUUCUCCACUUCCCCAUCUCCAAAGGACACCCCAUAUUUUACAGAGGCUGACAAAAGGCUACCUAUCUGUUGAUCUCUGUGCUCCCUCCUCAUGCUAAUAGCUUCAAAGAAAAUACAGUCAUUUGUUAAAUCUCGUUUCCCACAGUGGCCAAAGCAGUAAACUGCUUUUAAGUGCUUAUAAACCUGGACAUGACAUUUUUACGAGUUUUUAAUUGUUGAGGAAUUAAUAUUUGCAAGAACCAUGAGGGAGUUCUAGAACAGCUAUGGUUAUUUAACUUAUUUAUUCCCUUUUAAAAAAAAUAAAAGAUAUCAUAACCCACAAUGUCACAAUCUUUAACACUGUCAAGAAUGUUCGAAUGGCUCGAAUUUUAAAGUACAGUACCACCCAGUUCAACAUAAUGUAAUGUUUAGGAAUAGAUGGGAAAAUGGGAACAAUAUUACGGCUGGCUUUGUGAGCUCUAGCUAACCUAAUGCAGAACUUCUUAAGAACUCGGAGUAUAUUCAUAGCAACUGUACAUAAUGGCAUGACUUUACAAAAUGGAUUGAGCUUUGGCCUGUGACUCACUUUAGUAGCUUAGAGGGGAUCAAUCAGAAAUACACACCAGUCGCUUAUAUUUGGUUCCUGCUGUUCACAUGAGUGUAGGCUAUUUUAACUCUCAAGUGUGUAUGUUAGGCUAUGCAGACGAAAUAGGAUGUUAAGUUAGAACCUGGAGCGGAUGUCUCAGGAUUGCUUUGGUUCACUUUAAUGCAGUAGUAGCCAUCCUGCUUAUACUUAGGGACUGAUUUUACAAUGUCAUAUUGUUUCAUAAAUGCAUAAAAGAUGCUACACAGAAAAUGCAAAAUCCAUGUCAGUUUUGCAUUCUAAUGCAAGAUCCUUGUGUUACUUGCUUGUGUGAAAUUUCUGUGCGGAGAAUUGAACCUUACUAAUUCCAAAGUGAUAUAGAAAGUCUGGAGCUGUGACGAUAACAUGCCUGUGAUAAUACCUUCAUUUGAUCACAUAGAUUAAUCCUUCAUAAUAAUCUAAUGUGAAAACAAGUUAUGUUUAAUGUCGUUGUUUCCAUCUUUGUUGUUGCAAUCUUUUAAUUCAUGGGGUGGUGUUUGGUUCCGAAUCCCAGAUAUUUUGCCUUUUAGCUUGGCUUCUUCUCUAAGAAAGGACCCAUCACAUGCUCAACUUUGUCUUGUUUUGGCAGUAACAAUGUGUAAAACCAAGAAAAAACAGAAUGAAUGCACUUUCGUUGUUUGUAAAUCUGUAUGGGGAGGAGGAGGAGUAAAUCCAGCCCAGCUCCCAAAAAGCUUCAUUCUUUCAGUCUUGCCGUCCUGAACAAAGAGAAGCAAUGUAAAGACACAUAACAAUACAGAAUGAGGAGAACUGUGUUUCCCCUUAAAAUGAAAGGGAGUGGUAGACUUGGGCAACUUUCCUUCCUGAUCAAAUAAAUAUGAACAUAUGCAUACCCUGCCUGUCUGUUGUGCAAAAUGUUCUCAAAGGCGAAUAGAGCAUUAACUAUAAUACAAAACCAUGCUAAUUAUAUUAACUGAAGUGAAAAGAAUCAGGGGUGAAGAAAACCCUAAUUAUCUUUCCAAAGAGGUACAUGUUGGUCUGAUCUCCAAAUGCCAAGGCAGGCGCAACAGUAAUGUUCCUGUGCAUGUAAAAUAGGCUGGAAUUAUGUGACCAGAAAUGCUAUUUUCUUGCAGAUGAAUAAAAAACUGAUGCAUUUUGCCUGUUGUUGUAAAACCUAUAAUUAUCUGCGAGAAGAUGGAAGCUUUAUGGUCACAGUGUGCAUUUCUUUGUUGAAAUGGUGGCCAAUUUGACAUUUAAUUGCUUUAUCUUAGCUUUUGAUCUUGCUGUAUAUAUAUGUGUGCUUCGAUCUUGCAGCCUGCAGAAGCUUCUAGUGAUGCGAUUAACCUGGCUGAGACUGUACGUAUUGAGCCAGCGUCUGAAGAGAGGGAAAGAGAGUUACCUGACUGGAGUGAGAAAAUGGCCCAUGGAAUCUUAACAGGUACCCUUAGGAUUGAUUCUCUAGAUUGAUCCUUGGUGUAAACCCUGUUCUGGUGUUUGGGCUUAAAGCUGUACUAACCAACAUGGUGCCAUUAAAUGUUGUUGGACUCCCACAAGCUGGUCAGCAUGUUCAAGGGUAGGUGUUGCAGCCCAACAACAUCUGAAAGACAGUGUUGGCUCCAACCCCAGCGUCCCCAUGCAAAUCUGCUCUGUUUUCCACACUCAGCAUGCAGAGGUUGGAAGUGGCGCUGGUGCGUGCAAGGAUUGUAGGGGGCAGGCUUUGUGCGGAUGCAACUGUCACAGUUUCCAACCCACCUGUCUCACCUGAAUUGGGCUAAAAUUGCUCUUCAUUCUGGCAGUAUAGUGAAAUUGUCUUCGAGUCUAAAAUCAUAAGCUAAACUAUUAAUUUCAGCCACUUCCAUAUUAUAACUUUGCAUGAGAAUAUAUUCUGUAAGAAAUAGUUUCGUUGUCUGUGUUUCCUGUUAUAUUAGUUUUAUUCAGCACUCAGGUAGCAGAAAACUAAAUGGUUCUACCACACAUUAUAUCAAUUACAUGGAUUGACCUGCGGUCAAGUUCUGCAGUCCAAAGGUUCCAUCUUGUUGAUAGAAAUAUUUUACUACUACAGUCCUUUAAUUACAUCCUGUUAAUAUGUCUGUGUUACUUUCAAGUUUUCAUUAGCUGCAGGUCUACAUGGCUCAGAAGUAGAGAGUAAAAGAAUGUAUUAUUAUUAUUUUAUUAUUAUUAUUAAUAUGACUUUUUCAGCAUAUUAAUUACAUGCAAUUUUUUGUUUAAGAGAAUUUGGUAUUUUUAUCAAGAGGCAAAGUUUAAAGAUAAAUAGUAAGUUAAUUCCCUGCCAGAUAGAUUCCCCAAAACCAAAUGGCAACUCAAAAUAAAGCUCUUGAGAUAAGCUCUAGAAGAUGUUAUAGCAGAUGUUUAAGCAGAGGCUUGACAGCCAUAUGUCAGGAGUGCUCUGAUGGUGUUUCCUGCUUGGCAGGGGGUUGGACUCGAUGGCCCUUGUGGUCUCUUCCAACUCUAUGAUUCUAUAGUUUGUCCAAUCUUCAGGAGCUAGACUUAUUCAGUAAUUAUGUAAUGGUUGCUAAAAACAACAACUUGUUCUUUGUUUUGCCAGUUUAGUGCAUGUUUGGGGAUUUUCAUCUGAAUUAUGCUGGUGGAUGAAUAAACUAGGGGCUGACUCGCAAGCUAACUUAAAUCCUGUUUACAUCUGAUGCAGCUCAAAGUGGUAGAAUUCUAGACUGCACCACAUUAGACUACUGGUUGGGAGGGGGAAUAUUUUAUUUAAUUCUCUGCCAUGUUGACCUGCUUGGCGUAAACCCACCCCUCUUUUUCGCCACAUGCAUGAAGCUCCUGAGGGAGAGAAAGAAAGAGCGCACAUUCAAACAUAUGAGGCACCCAGCGCAAUUGGUCUGAUAUGGUAAAGGUAAAAAGGUAAAGGGACCCCUGACCAUUAGGUCCAGUCGUGGCUGACUCUGGGGUUGUGGUGCUCAUCUUGCUUUACUGGCCGAGGGAGCCGGCGUACAGCUUCUGGGUCAUGUGGCCAGCUUUCCUAUUUUCACCAUUGCUGAAGAUGGAAUUGUAGCUAAUUAAGAGGAUAUGGGAGACUCAGCAGUGUGUGAGCUCAGGCUGUAUUUUUUUCAGCUUACUAGCCUGAACUUAAGUGGGUAGGAAAUGCUGUCCUAUAACAUGAUAAUGUUGCUGCAUCCGUCAAUCUGUUCUUGUUUCCUUAAAGGAGCAUCCUGGGUCAGCUGGGGCCUGGUCAAAGGAGCAGAAUAUACCGGGAAAGCAAUCCACAAGGGAGCUUCCAAACUAAGAGAGCACAUUCAGCCAGAGGAAAAGCCAAUGGAAGUCAACCCAACCGUAGCUAAAGGGCUGCAUGUAGCCAAGCAGGCUACAGGAGGAGCUGUGAAAGUCAGCCAGUUCUUAGGUGAGAUGUGAGCAACCACUUUCCUUGAAAAAGUAGUGACAGGAAUUGAUAAUGCUUUGUUUCUUCAGUCUUUUUUUUUUUUUUUUAAAUGGACAGGGAAUAAUGUUGGUUUUCUUUUUCAUUAAGUCCUCUUUGGGAGAGAAACGGACUUCAUCAGGUUUAGGCUCUUUUUUUAAAAAAAAUGCCUUAACUCGUAUGUUUUUAGUUAUUUACUCAUGUUGUUCAUAUGGGUUUUUUUUUACAUUUUGGAAUGGUUCGUUAUUUAUAUAAACAUAUUUAUAUGUUCACGGUCUUGGAAUCGUAUUGGAUGAAGGGUGGUAUACAAACUCUUUAAUCACCCUUCAGAAGUCUUCAUUGCCCUGGCUUCAUUAAGAGCCAAUAUAGACAGUAGUGGAAAUUAUUAUUAUUAAUAAUAAUAAUAAUAAUAAUAAUAAAUGAUUUAUUUAUACCCUGCCCAUCUGGCUGGGUCUCCCCAGCUACCCUGGGUGGCUUCCAACAAAGUAUUAAAAUACAGUGGUCUGUUAAACAUUAAAAGCUUCCCUAAACAGGGCUGCCUUCAGAUGUCUUCUAAAAGUCUGGUAGUUGUUCUUCUCUUUGACAUCUGGUGGGAGGGCGUUCCACAGGGCGGGUGCCAGUACCAGCAACUUGCAUCUGCAGUUUCCUCCAAAUAUAAUUGUUGUGGGAAAAGGAGCCACUAACAUAAAAUUGGCUUCACGAUCCUCAAUAAUUCAUUGAAUUCAGUGGCUUAAUCUAUCUGACCAGAACAUUCUGUAACCUAUAAAUUAUCUUAAUGCUUUCUGUUUUAGUGGAAGGUGUGUGCUCUAUAGCAAGUUCUGUGGGAAGAGAGUUAGCCCCCCAUGUCAAGAAGCAUGGAAGCAAACUGGUUCCAGAAUCCCUUAAGAAAGACAAAGAUGGAAAAUCUACUUUUGAUGGUGCUCUGGUUGUUGCAGCAAGUGGUGUUCAAGGUAGCAUGAAAAUAACGCUUCCACAAUGUGUGGUGCAAGUUUUUAUUGAACGUCGUUUGUUUGCUACCUUCCGGUUCCAAUACGCUAACUCUCCUUGCAGGGUUUUCAACAAUAUGGCACGGUUUGGAAAGCGCUGCAAAGUGUAUUGCUAAAAAUGUGUCUAAAGAAACGGUUCAGACUGUCAAGUACAAGUAAGUUAAUGUUUACUCUGCAAUAAAUUUUGGUGGUGCAUGAAUACUAGGGAGCCUACACUACAUGCGUCAAACAAAACUUGCUAAAAAAGUAAAAAUGCUUUGCUAUUGUUGGAACCAAACUAGGCACAAUGAUCACAGUUGCAUGUAUCUAAAAGUGGAACUUAACCAGUUACAUAGGCAGGGAGGAGCAAACAAGGAGGAGUGUACAGUAUAAGUGAAGGAGCCACCUUCACUUUCUUUCCCUGCAGAUCCUAUCCUCAACACAUACUUGCUGCUGCUGUGUAAAGGUCAAGCAAGUGCAGGUCACUUCUAGUUAAGGGGCAGCUGCACCCCUAAAUUGGAUUUUCAGUUCAUUUUAGGUUUUACCUAAUGCAGAGAGGGAUUGUUGCCAGGCCGAUUCCAUCUGAAUACUCAGUUGGAUGUAUUUCAGUUCUUGGAAUAUGAGUGGUGAUGAAAUUGUAAAGGGAAGCCUCUGUCUAUAUAAAUUAGGGUUGCCAUAUUUCAAAAAAUGAAAAUCUGAGCUUUUUUUUAAAGUUUUGCCCAAUUUUAUGUAAUUAUCUGAAACUGCAUAGAGUCUAAUUUUGGGUUGCUUUCUGAAGUUUGAGUCUUUUUUCUGGGCUAAGGAAAAAUGAAACAUAUGUACUAGCCCAUUAGUUCGCAAAAAAAUAAAAAUGUUUGCAAUCAACAUUGGAGCAAAAUGCAGUAGGGAAAUGUCAGGCUGCCAAUUAGACUUCUGAAAAUAAUUUCUGCUUUAUUUUACCUAUAAGGAUGCAAGGAUUUACUUGGUACUUACUCUGUAAUUCUCUUGGUUUGAAGCUCACCUAGUCUGUACUACAUUGCUUUCUGCCAAAAUAAUGGUAUAUCUCCAUGAAAUAUUUCUCCUUGGCAAGUUUGAAGAACCAUGUUCUGUUUGUACACUACUGUUUGUGUUAAUCUUUUGUUCUUAUUUUAGAUUUAAAAGUAGGGGAAAAGGAGAUGAGUCUUCAGUUGCCACUAAGAGUGAAAAGCAAUAAGUAACUUGCAGUUAUCUCCAACUAACUAACGAUUCAAGUAUUCACCCCAUCUCCUGUUUAUGUAAGAGUAUAAUAGAAAACACAUCCUAAUGAAAUAAGUAGACUUAUUCUUCCAAGACAAAAGACCACAUCAAAAAUCUGUAGCAUACAAGGGGAUUGUGGUUUACCGGUACUUUAAAACUUGUGCAGUGAACCCUAGUAGUAUUUUCAUUAGCAUGGCAGAUGCACCUCAUAUAUAUUAUCAUUUUUAUUGUGUUUCUCAUAAUAGGCAGCUUAUUUUUUUUUAAGUGUGUGUACACUCGUGUGAAGAAGAUUGGCAAUUUUAGGUCACCAUAAUGCAUACCUAGCAAAAUGAUCUUCAACCUGGAAGAACCCAACCCUCUGGGCAUUUAAAAGGGUCCAGAAAUCUUGCAAUGUUAAUUGUUCACUAACAAUAAAUAGCUGCACUAGAAUAUGAGAAACAAGCUCCAAAUGUAGAUCUGCAUUGCCGCAAAAUAUUUUAAGUUCUUGGCACUUUUUAUAUCCACCUGCAUUCAAUAAAUUUUUUUAUCAUGUAAACUCCUGCCCACUCUUGGUUCUGCAUAGUUUUGAGAUGGUGUGAAUACUCUUGUUCCUUUGGGCACAGCUUGAAUCAGUUUUGCUUUCUUCUAAUAUGGGUGUUUAUGGUUAAUGUCAUGGGGAAACUAACAAAAAUGAAAAUCUUUUGCUGUCCAAUUAAUUUUAUCAGAUUUGUUGUGUUCGGCAAAUAAUUCCAAGGCUGCUAUGCUGUCACAUUGUAAGAAAUAUAGUAUUAGAGAUUCUUUUCCGUUCAGUUUUAAUGUGUGUUCUGAAAUAGGCAGAUUACUACUGUGUAUUGAUUAUGCCAACAGCAAUCAAUGUUUCAAAGGGAGACUUCAGUAUUUUGGCUUUAAAAUUUAGUUGGCCACUCUAGUAGAUUAGCAAAGGAUAGCUUCAGCAUUUUUGUGUACUGUAUUGUUACUCUUUUGCAGCUAGUUAACAUGUAGGAUUUUAGCGUUUUAAGUAGUAGGUUGUAUUAUUGCCCUGUUUGGUUACUUUUUUUUAUAAUUGUUUGCAUUUUUUCAUAUGUAUCAGAAGUCCCCUUUGCAUAGUUUAUCCCAGAGUGGCAUGUGAAUAAAAUUUGACUUAAGCUCGGCAGGAUUCCUUCAUCAUCAAUCCCAGCUGAUAAAAUGUUUUCUCUCAAACAUCACUGGAAUGGGGUUGAAAUACCUGCUUAGUUCUUCUCAACCAGAGGGAAAGGUUAUCCUCAUAUAAUUGUGGAAAUUGAGUAACUAAAUAACAAGGGAAAUAGCUUUGGGCAGUCGUCAUUUACGCAUAUACUAAGAACUUGAAGAGUUCUUAGUAUAUGCGUUCUAUACUAAGAACGCAUAUACUAAGAAUGCAUAUACUAAGAACUUUGAGCGGUGUACAGGGCCACUCUCAACUGUUUUGUAAUUUCUGGUUGGGUUGGGAGAUUCUUAAUUUUUUUCAGGGCAAAAAUGUAGAUUUUCAGACUUAUUUUUACAAUAAAAUGUAUUAACUUAUUUUAAAAAUUCUUAACAUUUUAACAGCAGUACUUUAACUAUUGCAGGGAUAACCUAUUGAACCUGGAGCUUUUAAAUUUCUCUUUGUCACAGAGCACAUGGUAUAACAUGGUUUAGUUAGCAGCUUCAGCAAAAAAAAUUGUUUUAUGUGGUAAUUCUGGGGAGACGAAAGCUUUAUCUAUCUACCAAGUAUAAGCACAACUUUGGAAUUUGCGUUGAAGGCCAAGUAAAAACUGAAGCGAGAGACAAAAACUGGGACAGACUAGCAGCCCUAAAACAUUAAGAUUGUUUUCGCUAAUCAUCUUCUGUGCUUUGGGAAGUAUGCUGAUUUCAGGUUUUCCAAAUUAAAUUUAAGCAGCUACUUGGGAAUGAGGGCAUGCACACAAAGAUUAAACAACAAUCGUAGCAUUCGUGUACAAAUGAGGACACUCUAUUGACAUGCUCCUUAUUUGCAUUAAGGUACGGGGAUGAUGCGGGCCAUGCUACUGACAACGCAGUGAGUUCUGCUAUCAAUGUUGGUGUGGCAGCUUUCAAUAUCGACAACAUUGGAAUCAAAGCUAUAGUGAAGAAAACUGCAAAGGAGACAGGCCAUGCUGUGUUGGAUGAAUAUAAAAUCAUAGAAAAGAACGAGAAAAAAGAAGAUGGAUAUUGA